Cutaneotrichosporon oleaginosum is the source of this 975-nucleotide messenger RNA. The record is from RefSeq and is a predicted model, not a curated record. NCBI's taxonomy places the organism in Eukaryota, Fungi, Basidiomycota, Tremellomycetes, Trichosporonales, Trichosporonaceae.
AUGAUUCCCGUCCGCCUCCGACACCCGCGAGGGGUGACGACCAUCGAGGUCGACCCCGAAACGCAGGGUGUGCGCGACCUCAAAGUCCUCAUCUUCUCGAGCACCGAGAUCCCACCCUCGGAACAAGAGAUCAAGUUCGGAUACCCGCCCAAGCCGCUGCCGGAUACGGCCGGCCGCCUCGCCAGCAUCCCCAUCACGCGCGGCGAGCAGCUGAUCGUGACGGCAGUGCGCGCGCGCUCGCCGAAACGCGCCCGCCGCCCGAGCGUCAAGGAACUUGAUGCCGAGCUCUCUGCCCCGCGCCCGCCGGCGCCAGCCGUCGACACCGCACGCGACAUGCCCCUCGAGACGAGUGAGAGCGUCACGCUCCCCGGCGACGCUGGGUAUCUCCAGCUACGCAUCGUACCGGACGACAACUCGUGUCUCUUCUCGGCUGUCGCCGUCGUGUUCGAAGGCGGUAUUGAGGCGGCACAAAAGUUGCGGCGGGUGGUCGCGGACGCGAUCCGCGACGACCCCACCACCUACUCGGACGUCAUACAACCGCGCGAAACGUACAUCUCCAAAAUCCUUGAGCCGAAUACUUGGGGUGGAGCGGUUGAGCUGGCCAUUUUCGCGCAGCACUACCAAACAGAAAUCGCGAGUUUCGACGUCGCAACCGGCCGCUGCGACCGCUUCGGAGAGGACCAGCACGACCAGCGCUGUCUCCUAGUGUACUCCGGAAUUCACUACGACGCGAUGACGCUGUCGCCGAUGCCGGCUGCGCCGCCGAGCUUCCACACGACCGUGUUCCCCCUCUCCGACGCCGCGGUGAUGGACGCUGCGCGCACGCUCGUCCAGCGCCUCAAGGCGAAGAAAUACUAUACCGACACGGCCAACUUUGACCUCCGGUGCGGUGUGUGCGGCAUCGGCCUCAAGGGCGAGAAGGGCGCGCGCGAGCAUGCGAUGGCGACGGGGCACGUCGAGUUUGGGGAGUACUGA